Messenger RNA from Rotaria socialis, 930 nucleotides. NCBI's taxonomy places the organism in Eukaryota, Metazoa, Rotifera, Eurotatoria, Philodinida, Philodinidae. The record is from the annotation of a GenBank genome assembly.
AUGCCUGGUUUUGCAGUUAAUAUUCCUGCUAAUGCUACAUGGAAGCAGAGCGGAGUGACUAUUGCUGGAGGUCGCGCAGUAGGGAAUGUCACUAAUCUACUCUUCUGGCCUCAUGGUCUCUUCGUUGAUGAUGAUCAAACAGUGGUUAUUGCUGACUUGAUGAAUCAUCGUAUCAUGCAAUGGAAGAACGGUAAUACAAGGAAUGGACAAGUUGUUGCUGGUGGCAAAGGCGAAGGAAAUGGAUUACAUCAAUUGAAUUAUCCAACUGAUGUAUUAAUUGACAAAGAGACGAAUAGUCUCAUUAUUUGUGAUCGAGACAAUCGACGCGUUGUACGAUGGUCUCGUCGUAGUGGUACAACACAAGGUGAAAUACUCGUCGACAACAUCCAAUGUUAUGGAUUAGCAAUGGAUGAACAGAGAUAUCUCUACGUUUCUGACGUCGGAAAACAUGAAGUAAGACGAUAUCAAUUGGGUGAGAAGAAUUACACUCUCGUAGCUGGUGGUAAUGGAAAAGGUAAUGGUCUCAAUCAACUCAACUCGCCGACAUAUCUCUUUGUCGAUCGAGAUCAUUUAGUGUACGUAUCAGACGCCAAUAACAAUCGUGUAAUGAAAUGGAAUAAAGGCGCAAAAAAAGGUAUUGUGGUCGCUGGAGGACAAGGCCCAGGGAGUGCUCUGACACAAUUGUCUCUUCCUAAUAAAAUUUUCGUUGAUACGUUGGGUACACUCUAUGUAGCAGACUCGUUGAAUCAUCGUGUAAUGCGUUGGACUCAAGGAGACAAGAAACAAGGCACUGAAAUUGUGGGUGGAAAUGGUCAAGGAGCAGGAGCAAAUCAGUUCACCGUCCCCAUUGGUUUGUCUUUCGAUCGACAUGGGAAUCUCUAUGUCGUCGAUAUGGCUAAUAAUCGUGUUCAACGAUUUUCUAUCGAAUAA